AUGGAACCGGGGGGCCGGGCCCGCAUUGGUCCCCCGCAGCCGGCGGCCCCGGGGCCGUGGAAAGCUCGGCCGGCGGGCGGCGGUGGCGGCGGCGCCUCCUUCUGGCUGCUGGACGGGAACAGCUGGCUGCUGUGCUAUGGCUUCCUCUACCUGGCGCUCUACGCGCAGGUGUCCCAGUCCAAGCUCUGCGAGAGGACCGGCUCCUGCUUCUCGGGCCGCUGUGUCAACUCCACCUGCCUCUGCGACCCGGGCUGGGUGGGGGACCAGUGCCAGCACUGCCAGGGCAGGUUCAAGUUAACAGAACCUUCUGGAUAUUUAACAGAUGGUCCAAUUAACUAUAAGUAUAAAACUAAAUGUACAUGGCUAAUUGAAGGCUAUCCAAAUGCAGUGUUAAGAUUAAGAUUCAAUCAUUUUGCUACAGAAUGUAGCUGGGAUCAUAUGUAUGUUUAUGAUGGAGAUUCAAUAUAUGCACCUUUAAUAGCUGUACUUAGUGGUUUGAUAGUCCCUGAAAUAAGGGGAAACGAAACUGUGCCUGAAGUUGUUACAACGUCUGGCUAUGCACUGUUACACUUUUUUAGUGAUGCUGCAUAUAAUCUAACUGGCUUCAACAUUUUUUACUCAAUCAAUUCUUGUCCUAACAAUUGCUCUGGUCAUGGGAAGUGUACAACUAGUGUCUCUGUUCCAAGUAGAGUAUAUUGUGAGUGUGAUAAAUACUGGAAGGGUGAAGCUUGUGACAUUCCUUACUGUAAAGCCAAUUGCGGCAGUCCAGAUCAUGGUUACUGUGACCUAACAGGUGAAAAGCUGUGCGUCUGCAAUGAUAGUUGGCAAGGUCCUGAUUGUUCUUUGAAUGUUCCUUCCACUGAGUCUUACUGGAUUCUGCCAAAUGUUAAACCCUUCAGUCCUUCUGUAGGUCGGGCUUCCCAUAAAGCUGUUUUACAUGGGAAAUUUAUGUGGGUGAUUGGUGGAUAUACUUUUAACUACAGUUCUUUUCAAAUGGUCCUGAAUUACAAUUUAGAAAGCAGUAUAUGGAAUGUAGGAACUGUAUCAAGGGGACCUCUCCAGAGAUAUGGGCAUUCUCUUGCUUUAUAUCAGGAAAACAUCUUUAUGUAUGGAGGCAGAAUUGAAACAAGUGAUGGCAAUGUCACAGAUGAAUUAUGGGUUUUUAACAUACAUAGUCAGUCAUGGAGUACAAAAACUCCUACUGUGCUUGGACAUGGUCAGCAGUAUGCUGUGGAGGGACAUUCAGCACAUAUUAUGGAGUUGGAUAGUAGAGAUGUUGUCAUGAUCAUAAUAUUUGGAUAUUCUGCAAUAUAUGGUUAUACAAGCAGCAUACAGGAAUACCAUAUCUCAUCAAACACUUGGCUUGUUCCGGAAACUAAAGGAGCUAUUGUUCAAGGUGGAUAUGGCCAUACCAGUGUGUAUGAUGAAAUAACAAAGUCCAUUUAUGUUCAUGGAGGCUAUAAAGCAUUACCAGGCAACAAAUAUGGAUUGGUAGAUGACCUUUAUAAGUAUGAAGUUAACACUAAGACUUGGACUAUUUUGAAAGAAAGUGGGUUUGCCAGAUACCUUCAUUCAGCUGUUCUUAUCAAUGGAGCUAUGCUUAUUUUUGGAGGAAAUACCCAUAAUGACACUUCCUUGAGUAACGGUGCAAAAUGUUUUUCUGCCGAUUUCCUGGCAUAUGACAUAGCUUGUGAUGAAUGGAAAAUAUUACCGAAACCAAACCUUCAUAGAGAUGUCAACAGAUUUGGACACUCUGCAGUUGUCAUUAAUGGGUCCAUGUAUAUAUUUGGAGGAUUUUCUAGUGUACUCCUUAAUGAUAUACUUGUAUACAAGCCUCCAAAUUGCAAGGCUUUCAGAGAUGAAGAACUUUGUAAAAAUGCUGGUCCAGGGAUAAAAUGUAUUUGGAAUAAAAAUCACUGUGAAUCUUGGGAGUCUGGGAAUACUAAUAAUAUUCUUAGAGCAAAGUGCCCUCUGAAAACAGCUGCUUCUGAUGACAGAUGUUACAGAUAUGCAGAUUGUGCCAGCUGUACUGCCAAUACAAAUGGGUGCCAGUGGUGCGAUGACAAGAAAUGCAUUUCAUCAAACAGUAACUGCAGUAUGUCUGUGAAAAACUAUACCAAAUGUCAUGUGAGAAAUGAGCAGAUUUGUAACAAACUUACCAGCUGUAAAAGCUGUUCACUAAACCUGAAUUGCCAGUGGGAUCAGAGACAACAGGAGUGCCAGGCUUUACCAGCUCAUCUUUGUGGAGAAGGAUGGAAUCAUAUCGGGGAUGCUUGUCUUAGAAUUAAUUCCAGUAGAGAAAACUAUGACAAUGCAAAACUUUAUUGCUAUAAUCUUAGUGGAAAUCUUGCUUCAUUAACAACCUCGAAAGAAGUAGAAUUUGUACUGGAUGAAAUACAGAAGUAUACGCAACAGAAAGUAUCACCUUGGGUAGGCUUACGCAAGAUCAAUAUAUCCUACUGGGGAUGGGAAGACAUGUCACCAUUUACAAACACAACACUACAGUGGCUUCCUGGUGAACCCAAUGAUUCUGGGUUCUGUGCGUAUCUAGAAAGGGCAGCCGUGGCAGGCUUAAAAGCUAACCCUUGUACCUCUAUGGCAGAUGGUCUUGUCUGUGAAAAACCUGUUGUUAGUCCAAAUCAAAAUGCAAGGCCUUGCAAAAAGCCAUGCUCUUUAAGGACGUCAUGUUCCAACUGUACCAGCAACGGAAUGGAGUGUAUGUGGUGCAGCAGCACGAAGCGAUGCGUUGACUCGAAUGCCUACAUAAUCUCUUUUCCAUAUGGACAGUGUCUGGAGUGGCAGACUGCCACCUGCUCUCCUCAAAACUGUUCUGGAUUGAGAACCUGUGGACAAUGUUUGGAGCAGCCUGGUUGUGGCUGGUGCAACGAUCCUAGUAAUACAGGAAGAGGACACUGCAUUGAAGGGUCUUCCCGGGGACCAAUGAAGCUUGUUGGAAUGCAAAAUAAUGAGAUGGUUCUUGACACCAGUGUUUGUCCUAAAGAGAAGAACUAUGAGUGGUCCUUUAUCCAGUGUCCAGCUUGCCAGUGUAAUGGACAUAGCACUUGCAUCAAUAAUAACGUGUGCGAACAGUGUAAAAAUCUUACCACAGGAAAGCAGUGUCAAGACUGCAUGCCAGGUUAUUAUGGAGAUCCAACCAACGGAGGACAGUGUACAGCUUGUACAUGCAGUGGACAUGCAAAUAUUUGUCACAUGCACACAGGAAAAUGUUUCUGCACAACUAAAGGAAUAAAAGGUGAUCAAUGCCAAUUAUGUGACUCUGAAAAUCGCUAUGUUGGUAAUCCACUUAGAGGAACAUGUUAUUACAGCCUUUUGAUUGAUUAUCAGUUUACAUUCAGCUUAUUACAGGAAGAUGAUCGCCAUCAUACUGCCAUAAACUUCAUAGCAAACCCAGAACAGUCAAACAAAAAUUUGGAUAUUUCAAUUAAUGCAUCAAACAACUUUAAUCUCAACAUUACAUGGUCAGUUGGUUCAACAGCUGGAACAAUAUCUGGGGAGGAGACUCCUAUAGUUUCCAAGACUAAUAUAAAAGAAUACAGAGAUAGUUUUUCCUAUGAAAAAUUUAACUUUAGAAGCAAUCCAAACAUUACUUUCUAUGUGUACGUCAGCAACUUUUCAUGGCCCAUUAAAAUACAGAUUGCAUUCUCACAACACAAUACAAUCAUGGAUCUUGUGCAGUUUUUUGUCACCUUCUUCAGUUGUUUUUUAUCCUUAUUACUGGUGGCCGCUGUGGUGUGGAAGAUCAAACAAACAUGUUGGGCUUCUCGACGGAGAGAGCAACUGCUUCGAGAACGACAGCAGAUGGCCAGCCGUCCCUUUGCUUCUGUUGAUGUAGCCCUGGAAGUGGGAGCUGAACAAACAGACUUUCUGCGAGGGUCAUUAGAGGGAGCACCCAAACCAAUAGCCAUUGAACCAUGUGCUGGGAACAGAGCGGCGGUUCUGACUGUGUUUCUCUGUCUACCACGAGGAUCAUCAGGUGCCCCUCCCCCAGGGCAGUCAGGCCUUGCAAUUGCCAGUGCCCUAAUAGAUAUUUCACAACAGAAGCCUUCAGAUAGUAAAGACAAGACUUCAGGAGUCCGAAAUCGAAAACACCACCUCUCAACACGUCAAGGAACGUGUGUCUGA
Lagenorhynchus albirostris (white-beaked dolphin) is the source of this 4143-nucleotide messenger RNA. RefSeq names its product attractin like 1 (gene ATRNL1). Bases 1 to 4143 code for a protein of 1380 amino acids. The record is from RefSeq and is a predicted model, not a curated record. Gene Ontology annotation, molecular function: protein binding. The transcript has 29 exons. Gene Ontology annotation, cellular component: Golgi apparatus. Lineage: Eukaryota; Metazoa; Chordata; Mammalia; Artiodactyla; Delphinidae.